Messenger RNA from Anthostomella pinea, 534 nucleotides. The record is from the annotation of a GenBank genome assembly. Lineage: Eukaryota; Fungi; Ascomycota; Sordariomycetes; Xylariales; Xylariaceae.
AUGCAACUCCGAACGCUGGAAAUGUCUGGUGCUGACUGCGCGAUGUCGUCAAGCAGCCUGGUUCAGUCAGCCAGUGGCCUCGUGGAAGAGGUCCAAAUCAAAGUUGGCGGUGUCGAGUAUCUCUUGAUCCCAAACCCAGAGAACUUUCUCAGCUUCGACGAUGGCAAUGCUCCGGUGCUGCUUCUGGUGUACGUGACUGAGCCAGGCCAGACCAUCUCCAAAUCCACACUCCGCGACUUCCGUACCACCACUCUCGAUCCGGAUGACGUCUUCCAACCCGAGUUUUUCUGCAAUGUCGUCUUCUACGGAAGCAAGAAAGAUGACCUUCAUAUCGACCCUGAUGUUCUUGAAGAGCUGGCUGCGUGGAACACCAAGACAUCGACAUAUGUUGAAGGCCACCCAGCAGCCAAAGUUGCUCCAGGGCCGUACAUUUUCGCCAAAGGGAAGACUUGGCAACCGUGGAGGGUCUACUACGACUUCAACGCAGCCUUCAUGACCGCAUUCAAGCCUUCGCCAGAUAGCUCCGGAAGAUGA